Molecule: messenger RNA, 2129 nt
Organism: Panicum virgatum (switchgrass)
Lineage: Eukaryota; Viridiplantae; Streptophyta; Magnoliopsida; Poales; Poaceae
Exons: 2
Coding region: 270-851 (193 amino acids)
Molecular function (GO): protein binding
Source: RefSeq, a predicted model, not a curated record
GGAGGAAUUGGGAGGUUCCUCACUCUCUCUCUCCCCUCAGUCAGGCAGUCACAGUCACAGCGCCGCCUCUUCCGUGCAGACACCUCGCCGGCGGCGCCUCUCCUUCGCUCGUCCCACAUUGCCAGCCGCCGAUUCUCCCCGGGCCCUCCCUCCUCUCUUCCGCCCCUCCCAUGAUCUCUUAUUCUCAGAAGUCUGCCGCUCCUUGCAACUAGCCUGCCUGAGCCUCUCCAUUCGCACACAAAUACCCAAGGACGAGGGAAAUCCUCCAAAUGCCGCGGAAAUGCCGGAGGCCCGCGCCGCCAGAUGGGGACGGCGACGCGACGGCCGCCCUCGACGACGCGGAUCUGGAGGAGAUUCUCCUGCGCCUCCCCUCGGCGGCCGACCUAGCGCGCACCGCCGCCCUCGUCUGCCGUCGCUGGCGCCGCGUCGCCUCCGGCCCCGCCUUCCUCCGCCGGUUCCGGCGCCUGCACCCGCCCCAGCUCCUCGGCUUUUUCAUCUGCAAAGGCGGUCGCCCCUGCCGGUACGACGUGCACGACCGCUCUCCCCUCCCGGUCCUCGACCCUACCUUCCUCCCCUUGAUCGAGCCGAAUCCCGGCGUCGGCGGCGCCGUCAGCUGCUGCCGGAAUUUCUCCCUCACAUCCCUCCCCUCCGUCGACCACUGGUCCCUCGCUGACUCCAGCGACGGCCUCCUGCUCUUCUGCUCUUCCUGUGACCGCUCUAUCCACGGUUACUACCUGGAGCUAUCGGACCGCAGAUACAUCCCCAAACACUUUGCCGUCUGCAACCCUUUGUCCGGCCACUCUGCUCUCUUGCCCGCGCCUGACUCCGGCCUUUAUCUUUAUCUCUGGUAAUCAGUGACAGAGACGAGGGAAACGUCGUCUCCUUUGAGGUGCUUGUUGUGACAUAUGUUCAUGAGGAGGGGCCAUGCCUUUGUGCUUCUCCUCAAGUUCGGGACAAUGGGCGGUGCUCCCAUGCCCUGACAUUUAUAGGCUUUACAAGUACAGUGACAGGAUGCCCUGGUUUGACGAUGGCGCGCGUGCCAGUGAGUGUGUCCAUUGGGUUGUUCACGACUGGGAAUUGGAUUUCGAGCAUAUCCUGGUGCUGGACUCCCAAACCAAGAAGUUCUCCACCAUCAAUUUGCCAUGCAGCCACAUGUGUGAGAAGUACCAUAGUAACAUCAAGGUCGUGAGGAGUGUGGGUGACAGGGAGUCAGGGACCUCCGUAUCGUGGCAAUGGCGUGGUCCAGCUGUAAACUCCAUUUGUGGCGUCGUGACAGGAGCAGGAGUGCCAAAGGACGAUGGUUGAAAGAAGAUGUGAAGAUUUUGAGUGUGGAUGAGGUGGUUGAUCUCCUAAUGGAAGGUGUAGCUUGGUGUAAUAAUGCUUGUGCGGUUAAGAUUAUAGAUGCUGGAGAGGGAUUUGUUUUCAUCAAGCACAGUGAGACUACCUGGGUGUUUGUUCUCAACCUCAAGGAAAUGACACUUCAGAAGUUGCCAAAUAGGGAACGUUACUCUGGGCAUGCACUUCCCUACAGGAUGGCUUUAUCUCCCCCCUUACCAAAUUUCGGUGAAGGGAACCACUGAACGAUCAAGAAGGGAACCAUUGAUCUAGGUUAUACAAAGCUGUGACCAGUUGCCAGAAAGAAGUGCAGGAUUUUCUAACUCCAUCUUCAGCAACGGUUCCUGAAGGAACAAAUGCUCAUGAUUCAGACAUCAAAAUUUGGGAUUAUGUUAUUGACUUUUGAAGUCUGGAAAUGCAUCAAGCUGAAAGAACCAAAGUUCAAUCAGAAGAUAAAAGCUGAUCGUCCAAGUAGCUAGUCGGACGACUAAUCGCGAUUAGGCGACGAUUAGUCGGACGAUCAGACAUCUGAUCGACAAAAGCUAGUCGUUUCACUUAUCGAAGCCAGCGGAGCGAUAAGGUCGACUAAUCGCGAUUAGUCGGACGAAUGUAUUUUUAGUAAAGUGGAAUAUCCUAUUUUUGUUCAGUGUGUUCGGUUGGCACAAAAAUGUUGUAAGUUUCGUCCAAGUAUAAAAUAGAUCCAGUUUAUCAAAAUUCAUAUCAGUACGCAUUGUAAGGAAUGCUUAUCUUUCACUUCUGCAUUAAAGUACAAUCUUUCUUCUUGAUUGCUCUGA